AGCGAUUACGGUUUUUUUUUUUUGUUUUGACUCUGUCGUCGCGCCAUCGACGUUAUCAGCGUUGUACCUCUCAAACGGUUUUCGACGUUUUUUCCGCUGAUAAUCGUCACAGUCCACACUUCCACAGACCGCAGUGAUAUUCCGAAAACRCUACGCGUCGCAUUUCGCGACACUCCGAAAUGUCGUAGGCGACGGUGUCGCAGUCACAUUAUUCUCAAUCGGUUCGCCGUCUGCGUAAUCUGAGGCCAUAAUACGUAAGGCAUCGAGAACUUGCGUCUGGAGAGGAUUACACCGGUUGGUGAGAACACGUCCACUUUAUGCCGUUGUCUUGUUCAUCGUUCAGCACAAACUUUAUAGAUUCUAACCAUGGAUAACACUUGUACUUAUUGUCAAGAUGUCAUAGACAGUUUAACUGUAAUUUGCUUAGAAUGUUCAUACUUUCAAUUAUGUUUGGCCUGCUAUAGUCACGGAGCAGAAAUUGGAGAUCAUAAAAAUAACCAUGGAUACAAGUUAAAAGUUCAAAAAUCACCUGGACAAUAUUUAGUUACCAUGGAUGGAUGGACUGGAGAUGAACUCAUGCUUAUUUUAGACUUUGCUGAGCAAUAUUCUUUUGGAUGUUGGGAUGAGUUACCAAAAAACAUAAGAAUUCGAACUCCAUCAGAAAUCAAAUUUCAAUUUGCUAAAUAUUUUUUGGACGGAACAAUUGGAAGGCUAACAUGGGGUACAAUAAGAAAACCACAAUUAGAAGAUCGCACAGUCCAUUUCAAAAUAAAUGAAAGUGUUACUAAUUUAUCUGGGUUAUCUAAAGCUCAGUAUGCAGAGAUUGGAUAUAAUCCUAUAAGAGAUGAAUUUGAGUUGGAAAAUGAUUUUGAUAAUAAUGCAGAGGCAGUUUUAAGUAUUACAUCAGAAUGGAAUGAUUUUGGAGAUGAUUAUAAUCUCGCGUGUAUCGAUAUGUAUUGUGCACGGUUAUAUGAACGUGAAUAUGCCAAAAAAGUUGUUCAUGAUUAUCAAUUGAUGGAUAAAUAUUUUUCCUCUAAAGAUAAACCCAAGCGUAGAUUAACACCAGAAGAAAGAAGUAUUAUAAGCAUUGAAAAUCAAAUAAAAAAAUUCAGCCGAUAUUUAACUGAAAGUGAAUUGUGGUCAUUAAAUAUACGUCUGCAACAAGAAUAUCUGCUAAAAAAACGGCGUGAAGAACUUAUCUAUUACAGAAAAAAUGGAAUUACAAAAAUAUACGACAUUGUAAAAUUUAAUCUUUUGCAUUAUAGCAUGGUUGUUGAUGAACAAUCUGAACAAUCAUCUUCUGAUGUUCUGACACCAGCACCCAUCAAACGCGGUGAAAAGAAAAGGAAAAAAAGGAAACGACCAAAAUUAUUUCAUAAGAAAAAUCAUGUUUAUCAUCGUACACCUCAAUAUAUCGCUGCUCUCAAUAGAGUAUUGUCUCAAAAUAAUGAAACUGAAGAUAAUUCUGAUUAAUAUUAAGGUUAUAAGUUACCUACUAGUAAUAAUAAUAAUAUUAUGUGAAUAAAAUUGAAAAAACAUGUUUAUAAAAUUGUGUUCAAUAAUUAUUAAUUAUUUAAUCAAUAUGACUGAUAAAACUUGUAAAAAUUCAA
Messenger RNA from Diuraphis noxia (Russian wheat aphid), 1610 nucleotides. Its product is annotated as transcriptional adapter 2b-like. Lineage: Eukaryota; Metazoa; Arthropoda; Insecta; Hemiptera; Aphididae. Gene Ontology annotation, biological process: chromatin remodeling; regulation of transcription by RNA polymerase II. The record is from RefSeq and is a predicted model, not a curated record. Gene Ontology annotation, molecular function: transcription coactivator activity; chromatin binding. Gene Ontology annotation, cellular component: nucleus; SAGA-type complex.